Quercus robur (English oak) is the source of this 2528-nucleotide messenger RNA. RefSeq names its product rust resistance kinase Lr10-like. Gene Ontology annotation, molecular function: ATP binding; polysaccharide binding; protein kinase activity. The transcript has 2 exons. Bases 1182 to 2513 code for a protein of 443 amino acids. NCBI's taxonomy places the organism in Eukaryota, Viridiplantae, Streptophyta, Magnoliopsida, Fagales, Fagaceae. The record is from RefSeq and is a predicted model, not a curated record. Gene Ontology annotation, biological process: protein phosphorylation.
GGUUGCUUAGGAAUAGGUGAGGAUUCCAUAAUAAUCCAUAUACAGAACCACAUAUAUUUUCCAUCUAAGUUAGUCCUAGAUAUCAGAGAGUGUGAGAAGCUUUCCAGACCUCAGAUAUGGAUAUUUCUCAUAGAAUGGUUAUUCCGUCCUUAUUGUUUGUGCUUUUCAUCAUACACCUCGGAGAAGGCCACAAUAGUUCUCCCAAAAUACGGUGCGGAGAAGAUGGUCCAGUCAUCCAAUUUCCUUUCCAACUCAAAGACAGGCUAUCCUGGCUUUGAUCUCUACUGCAAUGAUAAAAAUGAUACUGUGCUUGAGCUGCCUACUUCAGUAAAAGUCUUUGUCAAACAAAUUGAUUACAAAUCUCACUUAAUUAACGUAACUGACUCCGAUAAUUGCUUUCCACGGAAAAUUCCGAGACUCCAUUUAUCUUCCCCUCCUUUCCACUUCAAAAGAUCUCUUCAUAACUUUUCCCUUUUCAAUUAUACGCCAUAUACAGAAUCUGAUUAUCUGGUCCCUUGUCUUAGUAGCUCUUCAACUUCAGUUUUUGCAUUUCCUUCGGAUCGUGACAUCAACGACUUGCCCAUAUUAUCAGGUACAAAGAUGUAUAGCGUUUCAUCAGUUCCAGAUGGUAUAUGGGAUUCUCCUUUUCUUGAAUUGACAUGGUCCGAACCGAAGUGCGGAGACAAAGGUAGAUCAAGAAAAAUAGUGACCACUGGUAAGUUUUCCAUUGGCCAUUUGAAAAUUCUGUGUAAAUUACCUUUUGUUUUCUUGACUCAUGAAUAUUUAAUAUGUAGUUUCCAUCUUGGGAUCGUUUCUUUUGACACUAGUAGUCUAUGCACUCUACUGUGUCUACUGCUAUGACAAAACAGAAAAAGAAAAUCAAGCUAGGAUUGAAAUUUUUUUGGAGGAUUACAAAGCUCUCAAGCCCACAAGGUACUCAUAUAACGAAGUUAAAAGAAUUACAAAUCAAUUUACUGAGAAGUUAGGACAAGGAGCCUAUGGAACAGUGUUUAAAGGAAAGUUGUCGAAUGAAAUCCAUGUAGCCGUGAAGAUCUUGGACAAUUCCAAGGGCAAUGGGGAAGAAUUCAUAAAUGAAGUGGGAACAAUGGGUAGAAUCCACCAUGUUAAUGUUGUUCGCUUGGUUGGCUUCUGUGCUGAUGGAUUUAGAAGAGCUCUAGUUUAUGAGUUCUUACCAAAUGAUUCACUGGACACUAGUAGUCUAUGCACUCUACUGUGUCUACUGCUAUGACAAAACAGAAAAAGAAAAUCAAGCUAGGAUUGAAUUUUUUUUGGAGGAUUACAAAGCUCUCAAGCCCACAAGGUACUCAUAUAACGAAGUUAAAAGAAUUACAAAUCAAUUUACUGAGAAGUUAGGACAAGGAGCCUAUGGAACAGUGUUUAAAGGAAAGUUGUCGAAUGAAAUCCAUGUAGCCGUGAAGAUCUUGAAGAAUUCCAAGGGCAAUGGGGAAGAAUUCAUAAAUGAAGUGGGAACAAUGGGUAGAAUCCACCAUGUUAAUGUUGUUCGGUUGGUUGGCUUCUGUGCUGAUGGAUUUAGAAGAGCUCUAGUUUAUGAGUUCUUACCAAAUGAUUCACUGGAGAAGUUCAUUUCCUCAGUAGAUUCUAACCGUUUCCUUGGUUGGGAAAAGCUACAAGACAUUGCUCUCGGCAUAGCAAAAGGAAUUGAAUAUCUUCACCAAGGAUGUGAUCAACGAAUCCUCCAUUUUGAUAUUAAACCUCAUAAUAUUUUGCUAGACCAAAAUUUCAACCCAAAAAUUUCUGAUUUUGGUCUAGCCAAGUUGUGUGCAAAAGAUCAAAGUGCAGUGUCCAUGACCACAGCUAGGGGGACCAUGGGUUACAUUGCACCUGAAGUGUUCUCUAGGAACUUUGGGAGCGUGUCUUACAAAUCAGAUGUUUACAGUUUUGGAAUAUUGUUGCUUGAAAUGGUUGGAGGUAGGAAAAAUGUUGACAUAACCGUGAAGAACACUAGCCAAAUAUAUUUCCCAGAAUGGAUCUACAAUUUGUUAGAGCAAAAAGAAGACCUACGAGUCUAUGUUGAGGAUAAUGAAGAUGCUAAAAUUGCAAAGAAACUCGCAAUUGUGGGACUCUGGUGCAUCCAGUGGCACCCAGUGGAUCGUCCUUCAAUGAAAGUUGUGGUCCAAAUGUUGGAAGGAGAAGGAGAUAAGUUAUCCAUGCCUCCUAAUCCCUUUGCAUCUACAGGCCCUACAAGAAUCAAUGUAAAUAUGCCUGCAGGGCGUCUGAACCAGGAGUUAGAAGUCAUCCUAGAAUCAGAGCAGGAGUCCUCGACAAUCAGAAAAGUUGUAAUCAUUUUGUACUCAAGGACUAAAAUUAUUAACUUUGUGGUCAAUGUAGGGACUUCAAGUUUUCUUAUAUCAGGUUUAAGCAAAAUUAUACUUAUAAAAAUGUAUUGCUUAAUUCCUAUUGAGAAAGUAAAGAAUAUACAGUUAAUUUUUCAUUGUUUAUUGAUGUUUUUAUAUUUUUAUAAAAUUUCAUAGUUUCAUAGAAUAAGG